AAGCAGGAAACUUUGAAUAUAUAUUUUCGAAAUAUAUCUGAACGCAUUUUCCAAAAAAAUGUACAUAGUUGCAUUACUUAACAGUAGUUAGAAAAGUCAACUAAGUUCUGUAAUUGAGCAUUUAUAUUUGCAUUAAUUGAAAGUAUGGUUUAAAUUUUGGAUUAGUUAUAAAUAACAAUACUGGAAAUAUACUUCCCUGAUUUUUAGGGGGUUUAUUAUUGUACAAAUAUGUCUAUUUUUCAGAUAUUAGUUAUUAUAAAAUAUCAUCCAACCGAGAAAACAACAAUGAAAUUGUUCGUAUUGGUUGCGUUUUGCAUGGUUAUUGUUGCCUGUGACGCAUUGAGCUGCCCCACGUGCAAUAAAAAGAAAUGUCCCUACUUAUACUGUCGCGGCAGGUCCGAAGUUCCCAACCCAUGCGAGUGUUGCAAUGAAUGCGCAAAACUGGAAGGUGAAGAAUGUGGAGGUCCGUGGCACAUUUACGGAAAAUGUGACCCCAGGAGAUGGGACUUGGAUUGCGUCAAGGGUCCGAUUUGUGACAAAAAGCCAACAAAAGAUUUCAACGCCAAAGGAAUCUGCAUGCGAAGAAGAACUGUUAAAAUCAUCAAAAAAUAUUGCAAUAAGUACCCAGUUUGUAUGAAGGAGUAAUAGAUACAAUGACGAAUUUUCUUUUACAUGGCCUGAUGAACAACAAAAAGUACCAGGAUUUAAUAAAUGUUUAAUUUUACUUUAAAA
Styela clava is the source of this 732-nucleotide messenger RNA. Lineage: Eukaryota; Metazoa; Chordata; Ascidiacea; Stolidobranchia; Styelidae. The record is from RefSeq and is a predicted model, not a curated record.